AUGCGUGCUGUUAAGUUGAUUGUCUGCGCGAUCCUUUGGUCGCUGUGCAUUUCGUGUGGGUCGGCAAAGAAAGACUUUUGCUUCGUCCCUGCCAUCCACAUCAAGUCUGUGCGAGCAGACAAGGUCCCCCUCACUCGUUUGAGCAUGAGCUUGAACGAUGGAGCGAAUCGCCCAGCAUUCCUCCGAUCGUCGGAGGACGAUUUUGAGAAAUCAGUGAGCAGGUUCGCAAGAAUGAUUGUGGGUUCUUACAGCAUCCCCAACCAUCACCAGCAAGACAUCGUCGGUUCUCUCGCCUCGUUCUUGCUCCAUCCCCAAGCGUCCAAGAGCGACAAGUGCAGCUGGACUGCGUGCGAACCCCCAAAGAAAGCCAUGUCGCCGGGAGAUCGCAAGCUCUUCUCAGCCAUAUCGCGUUCUUGUGCACCCCGCAAUGUGGGGUCACCAGAUGAUAUGUGAGCUGUGAGGCGCUGAUGUGACUGUAACAUAAUGUUGUAUUCUGUGAGAGGUGUAGAUAUCUUUCUUUCUGUACAUAAGAACAAGAAGAAAAUGG
This is a messenger RNA of Guillardia theta CCMP2712, 547 nucleotides long. RefSeq lists its product as hypothetical. The record is from RefSeq and is a predicted model, not a curated record. The transcript has 2 exons. NCBI's taxonomy places the organism in Eukaryota, Cryptophyceae, Pyrenomonadales, Geminigeraceae. Bases 1 to 453 code for a protein of 150 amino acids.